GUGAAUUCCUUUGUACAAGUCACUCUUCCUUGUCCAAGAACUGCCAAGUUAUCCAGUUAUCUCUAUGAUGCAAAUACAGCACAAAUCUAUGAACUUUCCAAAGUGGCUGAAGGUAGAAAGACUUGCUGGCUCAUCAACCAUACAAUUUACAAAGAUGGUUCUAUUCACUUUGUGACACCCAUGGAUCCAUUGUUCAUUGCAUUACCUAUAUUAGAUCAAGCUGGACAAAAAAUAAAUCAACAAGAAGACAGGGGCUUAUUUCGUACGAUAGAUGACAUUUUUACUUCUGAACAAGGAUCAUCAUUUAUGGAUAUGAAUCUAUUGAUAAAUAUUACCACAUUCUCCGAACAACUCUCACAUCUUUGUGAUACACAAGAAAUAUCGCCUGGAACAUUAGUUUAUAGAUUUAAUGAAGAAAAAUCAUUAAAUUGGCUAAGGAAAAAG
This is a messenger RNA of Halteromyces radiatus, 444 nucleotides long. RefSeq names its product ribonuclease H2, subunit B. Lineage: Eukaryota; Fungi; Mucoromycota; Mucoromycetes; Mucorales; Cunninghamellaceae. The transcript has 5 exons. The annotation marks the transcript as partial. Gene Ontology annotation, biological process: ribonucleotide metabolic process; RNA catabolic process. Gene Ontology annotation, cellular component: nucleoplasm; ribonuclease H2 complex. The record is from RefSeq and is a predicted model, not a curated record.